Messenger RNA from Plutella xylostella (diamondback moth), 2077 nucleotides. RefSeq names its product olfactory receptor 29 (gene Or-29). Gene Ontology annotation, cellular component: plasma membrane. Gene Ontology annotation, molecular function: odorant binding; olfactory receptor activity. Lineage: Eukaryota; Metazoa; Arthropoda; Insecta; Lepidoptera; Plutellidae. The record is from RefSeq and is a predicted model, not a curated record. Gene Ontology annotation, biological process: detection of chemical stimulus involved in sensory perception of smell; sensory perception of smell.
GAAAAAUAAUAAAUACCUAACACAUUUUAGAUGGCCAAAGUGACUAGUAAGAUUUGAAUAAGUGAGUGUAUUGUAAUAGUACUUACCUAGGUCUAUAUAGGCUGUAGCAAAAUCCAAAAUAUUACCUCCCAUCAAGUACGUAUUUUUUACUUCAUUCCCUUAUUUCUUUAAAAUAUUUACGGUACCAAACCAUGAGAAUAUUCCUUAAAUGAUAUUUUAAAUAAGUAAAACAAUGAUUUUGUAAAUACAGUACUAAGUGGUCAAACCAGCAAUGAAAAUUUGGUAUGAUCACAUUUUCUUUUUACAAAAAAAGGGAGAAAUAUUGUUAAGGUAGUAUUUACUUAAAUUGCUGAGCAAGAAACAAAAAAAAUACCCAAAAUCAAAGCAGGUGUUUGCUUCCCCUAAAAAAAUAUUUGAAUACACUGUUUUUCUAUAUUCUUGUAGCUAUUCUUAAUUUUAACACGCUACUCGCUAGUACUUAAGUACCUACUUAAAAUACUAUUUAAGGGUGAUAAAAUAAAAUUUUAUUUCACUUUACUAAAAUACUUCACGAGAGCUUAACGUUUUAAAAAUGAUUCGUAGAUUUCUGAAAAGUUUAGAGGACCCCCGGUAUCCUCUUUUGGCUCCUAACCUGUGGAUGCUUAAGAAGAUUGGAAUGAUCCUCCCCGAAGAUAAAACCGCAAAAAUCUGCUAUUUAAUAUUACAUGAAAUAGUCACAUUUUUUGUCAUCACGCAAUACAUAGAACUAUACGUGAUACGAUCGGAUAUGGACCUUGUGCUCACAAAUCUAAAAAUAUCAAUGCUAAGCAUCGUUUGUAUUGUGAAGUCAAAUACAUGCGUGGUAUGGCAGAAAAACUGGGUUGAAGUGAUCAACUACAUCACCACCACAGACAAGGAAGAACGGGAUGAUACAAAUCCUCAGCGCAGCUCAGUUCUCAAAUCGUAUACCAAAUACUGCAGGAAGAUCACUUAUUUCUACUGGGUAUUGGUUUUCAUCACCUUUAUAACUGUGGUAACCACUCCCUUUAUAAAACACCUCUCAGAGACAUACAUUGAGAAUAUCGACCCAUCAGAGUUGAGCGACAAUUUCGAACAUAUCUUCAGUUCUUGGGUGCCAUUUAAUAAAAAUGAGUACCCUGGAAGCUGGAUCACAAUUGCGUGGCACGUGUUCGUAUGUGCUUACGGGGCAGGGACAAUGGCUGCAUUUGAUGUGAGUGCAAUGGUAAUGAUGGUGUUUUUCGGUGGUAAAAUUGAUCUUUUGCGACUACGAUGUCAGGGCAUAUUUGGAAAUAUGGAAAAAGGCUUGAGUGAUGAAGAAACUAGUCAAAUGUUUCUCCGCUUGCAUCGCGCCCAUGUUCUUCUGCUUAGGUAUUCCAGGAUGUUCAAUUCUAUGUUAUCACCAGUAAUGUUCUUGUAUGUGGUGAUGUGCUCUUUGAUGUUGUGCGCGAGUGCCUUCCAGUUGACGUCAGCAAGGAGUGCGACCCAGAAGUUACUGAUGGCAGAAUAUUUAGUAUUUGGCACAGUGCAGCUUUUCAUGUACUGCUGGCACAGUAAUGACGUUCUAUAUAAGAGUGAACGCGUUACCCUGGGGCCAUAUGAGAGCGACUGGUGGAAGACGUCUGCGAAACAGCAGCGAAGCCUGUUGCUGCUUACCGGACAACUGAACAAAACCAUAUUCUUUACAGCUGGCCCUUUCACGUACCUCACCUUGCCUACAUUCAUAACUAUCCUGAAAGGUGCUUACAGCUAUUACACGUUGCUUAGAAAGUAAAUAAAGUACAUACAUAUUUGGUUUAUUAUAAGUAAUGUAAUGACACUCUAAAUUCAGUUUUGAUGUAGAAGUAAUACCUACUUACCUACAAUAUUUCCCGAAUUUCUAAAACUUGUUCAGAGAUUCCCCUUUUGCAAAAGCCAGCCUGUAUAUUAGGUAGAGGUACCCACUUAGUGACGUCACUAUUAAUAAAGGUAAAAACACCAAACAUUGUAUGGUUAUUUUAGCAUUACCUACGUAAUAUUAUAAGGUAGGUAUUAGUAAAUAUAAUAAAUGGCAACCGACAACCGUGUUUAAUUAUCCUUA